Molecule: messenger RNA, 2248 nt
Organism: Cricetulus griseus (Chinese hamster)
Lineage: Eukaryota; Metazoa; Chordata; Mammalia; Rodentia; Cricetidae
Source: RefSeq, a predicted model, not a curated record
CUUUUUUCUUUGUUUACAGUUAUGUCAAAGCGGAGGCCACCAUGCUGAAUAUGGACACACAGCACUAGAGAGCUCUUCUUCCUUCUCAAAAGCCUUGAUUAUCUGGUGUCUCCUUUCCAGUUGUUGCUUCUCAAUCAAGUCUGUUUACUUCAUCAGAAAUGAGCUUUACAAUCUCAAGAAAAAAUAUGUCCCAGAAACUGAGUUUCCUGUUGCUGGUGUUCGGACUCAUCUGGGGGCUGAUGUUACUUCACUAUACUUUUCAACAGCCAAGACACCAGAGCAGCGUCAAGUUACGGGAGCAAAUCCUAGAUUUAAGCAAGAGAUACGUGAAAGCCCUGGCAGAGGAGAGCAAGAGCAUGGUGGAUGUAGACAGUGGGGCAUCCAUGGCCGGCUACGGUAAGAACCGAGCGGAUCUGAAGAGAACGAUUGCAGUCCUCUUAGAUGACAUUUUGCAACGCUUGGUGAAACUGGAGAACAAGGUCGACUAUAUUGUUGUGAAUGGUUCAGCAACCAAUACGACCAAUGGCACCAGUGGGAACUUGGUGCCGGUAACCACCAACAAAAGGACGAGUGCAUCGGGCAGUGUCAGAUAGCAGUGAAGGCCACCUUGCAGGGCUACACCACUGUGGAAUCCAUCCAUCGCAGGACACCUCUUAAACUGCUGCCUAGGACAGAGUCAUACUUGACCAUAGAAGCCCUCCACAUUGCCAAGGAGCUCGCUGGAUUCAUAGGAUGCUAAUUCUGUAUAUAAACUUGCAGGCGUUAUUAGUUUGCUUUCACACAAAGCUCUUCAGUGCUGUUCUGUAUGCUGAAUGGGAGUUUGUAAGACAUUGGAUGUGGUAAGCCGGGAGGCCAUCUUUGUAGACAUGUUUAGUAUUCGAGAUCAAGAGAAAACAAAAACACUAGAAAGACAUUGGGUCCUUUCUAUAAAAUAUUUAUUUAAGUGUAUAACAUGGUUUUCAGGUAAGUGGACAAUAAUGUUACUGAGUCAUUCUGUCAUCUGCCCUCAUGAUAUCCCUGUGAGUAGAAAACAUGCUUAGUUUCAGUACUAUAUUUUGUUACUCAGAAUAUGAGCAGGAAAAGGAAGUGUCAUGCUGAAAAUCAUGUUUUGAAAUAGACCCAAAGAAUGUUUUCAUUUGCACUAUCCUUCAAAAUAACUGAAGGUUAAUUGUAUAUUUUUAAAACUAGCAUUUGUAAGAGUAUACUUUUGAAAUGGGUAGCAGCCACUGUCCAUAGCCUGACCAUUGGGGACUACUUAAUAGAAAGGAGAGUAGUCUCUAAUCUCCUGCUUAAAAAUUUCUUACAUAUAUUCUGCAUAAUAAUACAUAUUUUUAUGAUGAGAUGAAAAAUAAAAUGCGUGAUUUUUCACAAUCAUGAUUGUUGAUUUGAAAGUAAAUUCCAGUGUCAUAAGCUUGUAGACAUGGAUACUCAGGAGGCCAAGGCCUGCAAGUUCACUGCCAGCCUGGGCAACAGAGCAGACGCUAUCUAAAAAAAAGGAAAAGGAAAAUAUUUAGCUCAUUGACUGUUUCUGCUAUCAUUAUUUCCAUGUUUUGGUAAAUGUUGCUUUGGUUAUGAUGGUGGAGGAAGGAAGGGACUUGAGGGCAUUAGCCAGAUGUAUAUAAUAAAUGUAUUUGUGCUGCACAAAACUGCUUGGAAAAUGUUAAUGUUAGUUGGUGUUAUGUAAGAGUAUCUGGUGUUAGGAGAUCUCCAAUUAGCUACUCAUUUUACAUAAAUGACCACUUUACAAAAUUAAGAACAUUAAAAUAUAAAUUAUGAGGAUGAUUAUCUUUUUAGGGAAACAGCUACUAUAUACAGCACAAGAAAUCUUAACUUGGUUGAUUCCAGUAUAGAUCAAAACACGUCUUUAUUUAAAUAUAUUUUGUAGCAAAUCCAAUUGCUAUAUAGUAUUCUAUAUUUCGUAGUAUUUAUUCUAUAUAAUGGCUGCUGAUGUGGAGCUAGCCUCUAGAUUUAGACUAAAUUGAACUUAGUUUUCGAUAUUGUUCAUUAUUAUAACAUGCCACCACAAACAGUAACAGUGAUUAAAUAUUUUGUUAAAAUAAGUAUAAGAAUAUAUUGUUUCAUGAAAGAUAGCUUUCUGAAAUGUCUUCCCUGUACUUUAUGUGAAGAAAUUUUGUUUCAUUGCUAGGUGAAGUCUGAAGCACUUGUUAAGUCUCAGAGGAGUUGUGAACAUUUCUGGUUUUGUCAUUGUUUUCAGGGAUGAAAUAAAAUAUAUUGUUUGUAUUUAUAA